AUGACUGAGAGUGUGAAGGAUGCAGUGGGGAGGAAGAUGAAGCUCUCGGUGAAGAAGAGAGUCAAACUAGAGAUCAAAGUUGACAAGGUGGAGAACAGAGUCUUGGCUCUCUCAUCUCACCGGGCCUUCCUUCUGACUGCACGCAUCCCUAGCAAGGUUGAACACAACUUUAAUUAUCUGGAGAUACAAGGGAUCGCCUGUAACAAGCCCACACAGUUGACGGUGGACUAUGAGAGAGGUGUUGUGUCUCUGAAGCUGACCUCUACAGAAGAGGUGAAUGAGGUGGUGGCUCACAUUGGGAUCUGUCUACAGAGGAUAUGUCCUGGUCUAUCACCACUGAAGCUGAUGAAGAAGCUGAGUAUGGAGCCUCCGGAGAGGAUCACCAGCCUACAGACUCUAUGGGACAACCACAAAGUAGCAGAACCAGGACCGUGUGGUGGUUUCUCUCAGAUGUACAGAUGUGUGUGUGACUGGCUGGGUCUGCCCUACAGAGAGGAAGUUCAAUGGGACGUAGACACCAUCUAUCUGACUCAAGACACACGGGAUCUCAGCCUGCAGGACUUCAGUCAUCUGGAGAAUAGGGAUCUAGUGGCUAUAAUAGCAGUGUUGGAGUACAACCAAUGGUUCACAAAGCUCUCCACAAAGGAUUGUAAACUGUCAGCAGACGUGUCUGACCAGAUCCUUCGGGUGGUGGCCCGGUCCAGUCGCCUAGAGGAACUGGUUCUGGACAACGCAGGACUCACGAGGGAUUUUGCACAGAAGCUGGCGAAUGCCCUCUCCCAUAACCCCAACUCAGGACUCCACACUGUCAACCUUGCCAAUAACCCACUGGAGGAUCGAGGAAUCACCUCCCUGGGAGCACAGUUCGCCAAACUCCCUAAGGGACUCAAGCAUUUAAACUUUUCCAAAACCUCAUUGUCACCCAAAGGGGUGAACAGCCUUGCCCAGUCACUGAGUGCCAACCAGUCCAUCCUCAGCACCCUCAGUCUCCUGGACCUCUCAGGGAACAUACUGCGGGCAGACGACAUCCCG
Oncorhynchus masou masou (cherry salmon) is the source of this 1032-nucleotide messenger RNA. RefSeq names its product F-actin-uncapping protein LRRC16A-like. The transcript is spliced from 13 exons. The annotation marks the transcript as partial. NCBI's taxonomy places the organism in Eukaryota, Metazoa, Chordata, Actinopteri, Salmoniformes, Salmonidae. The record is from RefSeq and is a predicted model, not a curated record. Gene Ontology annotation, cellular component: lamellipodium; plasma membrane. Gene Ontology annotation, biological process: cell migration; regulation of Arp2/3 complex-mediated actin nucleation.